AUGUCUGCCUCGCCCCCACAACCGACUCAGUCGGCUAAGCGCCCUCUCGAGGAGCCUUCCUCGCCCUCGCGAGCGACUGACCAGCCGGAGGCCAAGCGACCCGCCUUGGACAAAGAUGCCAAGCAUGACGAAGAGACGGAGAGGCUCGAGCUUCCCACCGAAGUGCCUGCUGAGGCUGCAGAGCAGAAUGGCGAAGAGGAAAAUGCCAAUGGCGUCGCGGCCACAGAGUCGUCUGAUAACACCCUAGCCGAAGCUGGCACCAGCGUCAAGGCCACUCCUACUGUCCCAAUCUCAACAGCGUCCUCGUCUGCCGUGGCCGCUUCGGCCGCUGCUCACGAUGAGAGCUCAUGGAUCCACAUCAGGGCUGUCAUCUCCAGCCCGGAGGCUGCCACCAUCAUCGGCAAAGGCGGUGAAAACGUAUCAAACAUUCGAAAAAUGUCCAAUGCCAAGUGCACAGUCAGCGACUAUCAGAAGGGAGCUGUCGAGCGAAUCCUGACCGUCAGUGGCAUCGUUGAUGCAGUUGCCAAGGCCUUUGGUUUGAUUAUCCGAACACUGAACAACGAACCGCUCUCCGAGGCAUCCACCGCCUCUUCCAAGACAUACCCCCUUCGUCUCCUGAUUCCUCACAUCCUCAUUGGUUCCAUCAUUGGCAAAGGCGGUUCUCGGAUCCGAGAGAUCCAAGAGGCGUCCGGCGCUCGACUGAAUGCCUCAGAUUCGUGUCUCCCCAUGUCAAGCGAGCGCUCCCUUGUUGUGAUGGGCGUCGCCGAUGCCGUUCACAUUGCCACUUACUAUGUCGGUAGCACUCUGCUUGAGCAGCUCAACGAACGAUUUGGCGGACCCGGGGCCUCAGCAUAUGCCACCAGGAGUGGUGCACCCGUUGGCUCCAUCCCCGGAGGCAUGCAGGUGGUUCCCUACAGCCCACAGCCGGCAUCCGGACACUAUGGACGUGCAGAGAAUUACGGCCGACACCAGGAGCGUCGACCCCAUCACAUGCCACCUGCCCCAUACCCCCAGCCAUACGCCCACGGCGCCCCUCACGGUGCUCCGGCGAUUCCCAUGCAGUACGGAGCUGGUCAGCCUGCCGCAUAUGGAGCAGCUGCUCCUCACGUUCAGCCGCACAUGGCUCCCCAUACCGGCCCGCAAGCACACGGCGCUCCCCAAGGCCAGCCCAUGCAUGCCGGCAUGCCAGGAGGCCCCAUCACGCAGCAAAUCUACAUUCCCAACGACAUGGUCGGCGCCAUCAUUGGCAAGGGAGGACAGAAGAUCAAUGAGAUACGGCAAAUGAGCGGCAGCGUCAUUAAGAUUAACGAGCCCCAGGACAACAGCAACGAGCGGCUCGUGACGAUUACAGGAACGGAAGAGUGCAACCGCAUGGCUCUUUACAUGCUGUACUCUCGACUUGGUGAGACGCAAAACCGAUCCACGGGAGCCUAA
Molecule: messenger RNA, 1434 nt
Organism: Trichoderma atroviride IMI 206040
Lineage: Eukaryota; Fungi; Ascomycota; Sordariomycetes; Hypocreales; Hypocreaceae
Biological process (GO): regulation of gene expression
Cellular component (GO): nucleus; cytoplasm
Molecular function (GO): mRNA 3'-UTR AU-rich region binding
Source: RefSeq, a predicted model, not a curated record